UGGUGGAGGAUCUUCCAAAGUUGAGUAAAAAACAAAGACCCAUUUAGGUUACAGGCUUAUCUAGAUUCAAGAAUAUCAGAGGGGAGUAGUUUAAGAAAACAGAGAAAUGGCUAGAGAUAAGAAUUCACCAUCAUCGUCUUCAACUUCUGUGAAGACAAAACAGAAAUCAGGCUUAACAUCCAUGGCAUUCAGAGGGGUGGGCAAUCUCAUCAAGCUUCUCCCUACCGGGACUGUCUUCUUGUUUCAAUUCCUCAGUCCAAUCUUAACCAAAAAUGGCCAUUGUGACACCAUUAAUAAGUACCUAACCAGUGUUCUCCUUGGUGUCUGUGGCUUCUCCUGCUUUUUUUCAUCCUUCACUGACAGUAAUAUGGGAAGUGAUGGGUUGGUUCAUUAUGGUAUUGUAACCAUUCAUGGCCUCUGGUCAUCUUCAUCAACAGACGCAUCUUCUUAUAAGCUUAGAGUAGGGGACUUUGUUCAUGGCCUCAUGUCGCUGAUUGUGCUUGCGGUGGUUGCGCUAUUGGACCCCAACACCAUGAAAUGCUACUAUCCCUCGUUUGAAUCCACCCAGAAGAAGCUGGUGAUGGUGUUGCCUCCUGUGGUUGGUGCCGUUGCCAGUACAGUGUUCGUCCUCUUCCCCAGCAAUCGUCAUGGAAUUGGGUACCCUUCAAGCCAGACUCCUGCAGCUUAAGACUCCUCCUAGAUAGUGACCUUCCCAUCCCAAGAAGGAAAGAUAUAAUAUUCAGUCUUCUUAUUUCUGAUGCUUCUUUGAGUUUGUGUGAAUUUCUGUACUUUAAUCUGAUUUCUCCUCCCCCCUCCCCCCUCCCCCUUCCCCUUCCCCUUCCCCUUCCCCUUCCCCUUCUUCUACUAUGAGAUGUCUUUGUAUGGUUUAAAAAGUUAUAUGAUUAUGAUUAUAAUACAGAAAAUAGUAGCAUCUA
Molecule: messenger RNA, 935 nt
Organism: Macadamia integrifolia
Lineage: Eukaryota; Viridiplantae; Streptophyta; Magnoliopsida; Proteales; Proteaceae
Product: protein DMP2-like
Exons: 1
Coding region: 107-688 (193 amino acids)
Biological process (GO): endomembrane system organization
Source: RefSeq, a predicted model, not a curated record